CCCCUUCCUUCCCCAACUGCCCAGGAUGCGCGAUGCCUCCCUCAGAAUCCGGCCCUACAUAACCUCGGACGAGAAAGCUGUAAGGUUGUUUAUUGGUAGAGCCCUCAUGGAAGGUCUCGCUGAGGCUAAUAGGCGAUCUGCUUUCCAUCCUAUCACGUUGGCGUUGUGGCUUGCUUUGUCGGCUAUAAUGACUCAAUCAUUGGGAUGGGGGCCAAAACCCGAGUUCGGCUGGGCAGGCUAUUUGCUUCCCUUGCCUGCAUUUGGAUGCUGGGGUAUAGCUCUUUUGUAUCUCCUAGACUGGAAUAACAGACCAUCUUUCGAGGAGCACACGGCAGCAGUCCUUCGUCGUCCCGAUCUUCGUAACAUACUCGACCAUUAUUCAAAAACGCCGCCGUCUUCAUUUUUCAUCCUUGAGUUCAACGCGAAGAUUGUCGGAUUUAUUGCCGUAGACGCAUUGGGCGUUGAUCAAGACUCUAACCCCGAAGCCAACACAAAAGACCGGCUGAAGUCCGAUUCUCGGUCAGCAAAAAUUCGGCAUUUCUUCGUCGACGAGCCCUACCGGAAAACCAAUAUCCAAAAUGACCUGAUGAAGCACGCCUUACAGCAUACGUUCCAUGAUGAACACAAUAUUCGAGAGGUACAGAUCGAGUCUUCAGUGCUGAAUGGCUACGUACGACAGUCAUUGAUCGACAUUGGUUUUAAACAUGGAAACACCAUAAGAAAUGUCGGGAUUUACGGCUGGGCAGUCCAACUUUGUACGUUAUCGCGGGCAAAAUGGAGAGAGUGCUGCCUUUCCACGACCUGAAUGCCACAUCGGCAACAGGGAACGUUUAAAUGUUAUAUAUAGUGUAGUUCCAUACGUUCUCUGCCGUAUUUCGUCCUCUCUGCCGUUAUGUACAGUGAAUUUACUUACUGUAAC
Coniophora puteana RWD-64-598 SS2 is the source of this 919-nucleotide messenger RNA. RefSeq lists its product as uncharacterized. The record is from RefSeq and is a predicted model, not a curated record. The transcript has 3 exons. Gene Ontology annotation, molecular function: N-acetyltransferase activity. The coding region runs from base 26 to 805 and encodes 259 amino acids. NCBI's taxonomy places the organism in Eukaryota, Fungi, Basidiomycota, Agaricomycetes, Boletales, Coniophoraceae.